Messenger RNA from Rhineura floridana, 3321 nucleotides. It is a transcript of the gene CDC7, whose product is annotated as cell division cycle 7. Gene Ontology annotation, biological process: mitotic DNA damage checkpoint signaling; protein phosphorylation. Gene Ontology annotation, molecular function: protein serine/threonine kinase activity; ATP binding. Bases 208 to 1890 code for a protein of 560 amino acids. NCBI's taxonomy places the organism in Eukaryota, Metazoa, Chordata, Lepidosauria, Squamata, Rhineuridae. The record is from RefSeq and is a predicted model, not a curated record. The transcript is spliced from 12 exons. Gene Ontology annotation, cellular component: nucleus.
AACGACUGCUGGAUUGGGCGGUCAUACCUCUUCGAACGGGCGCCGGGAUUGGCCGCUGUAGAGCCGUCUGCAGAAGGCGGCAUCAUCAAGCCAAAGACCGGGCUCUUCACAAGGAGGAGGCGAUUUCAGCGCGCGCGAGGAAAGUUUUCUGGGCAAGAGAACGCGAGGCUGCCCGCCCGUCCUUUUUUCCUCUGAGGUAGUUUUGUGAUGGACACAGCUCAUCAGGAUGAACAUCCUCCCUUGCAUUGUGAAGAGUCAUGUAGAAAAUACGACCACAAGAAACUGUCAGGAGCCAGUACAGAUAUCGAAAAGCUUUAUCAAGCAGUGCCACAGCUUGGAAAUGUGUUCAAAGUUAAGGGGAAAAUUGGUGAAGGUACAUUUAGUUCUGUUUACCUGGCCAUAGCCCAGCUACGAGGAGGCCAUGAAGAAAACGUGGCUUUGAAACAUUUGAUUCCUACUAGUCAUCCUGUACGAAUUGCUGCUGAACUUCAGUGCCUUAUAAGAGCGGGGGGACAAGAUAAUGUCAUGGGAGUUAAAUACUGUUUUAGAAAAAAUGAUCAUGUGGUUAUUGUUAUGCCAUAUCUGGAACACGAAUCCUUUUUGGACAUCUUGAACUCUCUCUCCUUUGAAGAAGUAAGAGAUUAUAUGUUUAAUCUUUUUAAAGCUUUGAAGCGUAUUCAUCACUUUGGCAUUGUUCACCGUGAUGUCAAACCCAGUAACUUCUUGUACAAUAGGCAACUGAAACAGUAUGCCCUAGUCGACUUUGGUUUGGCGCAAGGAACUCCUGAGACAAAAAUUGAACUUCUCAAAGUUAUCCAGUCUGAAGCCCAGCAGGGAAGUUGUGCAUACAAUAAGCCUCAGAUAACUUUGGGAAGCCAGGUUUCUGUUACUUCUACAGCACCUAGACAACUAAUUCAUCAGUCAGCUACAAAAACUACUAACAAAAGGCCUUGUUCCUUUUCACAAACGCAGAUUAAACAAGGACAGAAAAGAAAGGAGGGGCCUGAGUGCCUUUCUGUUCAACGCUCUGUCUUUGGGGAGAGAAAUUUCAAUGUCCGCAGUUCUGCAUCUCAAGACAAUUCUACAGUUAAACUCAUAAAGCAGCCCAGGGUGACAGAAGUUGCAUCUAGAAAAUUGUCGGCAAAGAAGAAAACUUCAGCUGUGAAUAAUGGCUCAGCCAAGAAAGUUGCCAGCAGUUGUCCAGCUAACUUGACCUGUGACUGUUAUGCAAAAGAUAGAGUCUGCAGUGUUUGUCUUUCAAGGCGUCAGCAAGUUGCCCCAAGGGCUGGUACACCAGGAUUCAGAGCACCAGAGGUAUUAACUAAGUGUCCUAAUCAAACUACAGCAAUUGACAUGUGGUCUGCAGGAAUCAUAUUCCUUUCUCUGCUGAGUGGCCGUUAUCCAUUUUACAAAGCGAGUGAUGAUUUAACAGCUUUGGCACAGAUUAUGACUAUUCGUGGAUCCAGGGAAACUAUUCAAGCUGCUAAAACAUUUGGUAAAUCAAUACUAUGUAGUAAAGAAAUCCCAGCACAGGAUUUAAGGAAGCUUUGUGAAAAGCUGAGAGGAAGAAGUACCAGCUUUGAUGUCUUGACAGGUGAUGUACAGAUCAACCCUUCUCAGGGACUUGCAUUACCAGCUGAAAUCUUCUAUGCUUCAGAGUCUGCACUUCAGACAACCAAAAAGCAUCUACAGUAUCGGAAUCAAAGUUGUCAUGAAGGUGAUGGCCUAGAUAUUAGAACUUCGGAAAAGGCACCUCAUCUAAAAGGAUGGGACAAAGUUCCUGAUGAGGCCUAUGAUCUUCUUGAUAAACUGCUAGACUUAAAUCCCGUUACAAGAAUAACUGCGAAGGAUGCCUUGCUUCAUCCUUUUUUCAAAAAUAUGAAGCAAUGAAAAAACACCUGGGUCUACUGUGUGUGUAUGUUAAUUCCCCACCAGAAGCUGUGGAAUUCACGGUCUACGCAUCUUUAUAUGAAAUCAGAAUCCUGAGGAACACUGUUUUCCCUAAAUUGCUUCAUAGCAGCAUCCAUCUUGCUGUAAUAAAAAAAGCUUGUCAAAUAAUAAAUGUGCUCACGUGCAAAUCAGAGGCAGACUGUGGGACUGAUUUUUUUUCAUAAUCGUACACCUAGUGGACCAUUUCUAAAUGCUUUUGAUUCUGUUGAACCAUUGACAGUAUAAUCUGCAGGUUUAUUGAACCUUAAUUAACCAGUUUGCACCCCAGAAUGGACUCUUGGUUUGCACCCCACAGUGGUGCCAGUUCAGUCUCAACACAAGAUCUGCACAGGCGCUGCUGCUGCUUCCUAUCCAGCUCCUAAUACCAAUGCAAAUGUCCCUUGAGUGGACAGUAUUAUGUGAAAGAUGCUAAUACGAGAUUCUGACAGGAAAGAUUCAAUCUAUAUACUUCCAGCAUCACGGAUGUAAAGGGCUGAUAAGUAUACUUGGUAACUUGUCCUGUUCAUUGAAAGACCUGUAAAAGACUCUGGAAGAAAGUGAGAAUUCUGAAGUUUGGGGAGCACAUAACAGUGGUUUCUACCUGCUUCAAAGUACAUCCUGUGAAGCACAUUCUUUUUUGGUAUAAUGUGAAGCAACUACAUAGGUACUACUUAUAGUGUGUGUUGUCUUACUAUCUAAAUUAAAACACCCUGAUCCCCACCCCCAUGUUUAACUUCUUCCCAGGAGCAACUUGCAGGGACGGGUGCAGCUACAGACCUGGUCUUCUAGUAUCAGCAUUGCUGCUGCUUAUCCGGGUGGGGGGAGGAUGGCGGCAAGGUUAGGGCAGGGCAGGUGCACCAGUGGAGCCAACUGGCACUCCUAUUGGUGUGCUCACCACCCUUAUCUAGCUGCUGCCCUGCCACACCCCGUCCUCCACUGUCCCGGUAAGCAGCAGCAAUGCCAGGAUGACAGAUUUGCAGUGGCACCCUCUCUGCCAGCUGUUCCUGCUCUUCCUAUCUCUUUAACUAUUAAGACUGGUGUGAUUUUCAUACCAUUAAAUAGUCAUUGGAAUUAAUAAGGCUUAGGGCUUCCCAUAAAGGUUUGCUUUUUGUGAAUUGUUGGAGUGGAAAGGAGUAUAGAUUGUGUUUUUGGAAUCUUUACCCUUAGAGAAGUGACACCUUUUCCUCCCUACUCAAAUGUUUGAGAUGGGCACCAGUUCUGCAUUGUAUACCAUCCAUAUUUUCUUGCAUAAAAGCAACAUGUGUUUGUCAGUACUUAUCAACCACUAGCCUACGUUCUUUUGUACAUGUCUGACUGUCAAAACAAAUGUGUUAAAAACUUUGAUUUUCCUAGAAUGACCAAAAUAAAGCUAUAUUUUAUAAAAAUGAAAAA